CUCCGGAAGUUGAUGCUCACGUCCUGCAGCCCUACUCUACAGUCUCCCCUCGACUUUCCCGCGGGCUUUUGCGCUCUGCCUUGACCAAAGUUUCCCCGGCAGGCUUUGCGGCCAGGCAGGCCGAGCCAUGGCUGCGGGGGCCGGGUUGGCCGCUCCUUCGGGCCCGGGGAGCCCGGUGGGCCCCGCGGCUAGGGACCUCUUCGCGGAAGGGCUGCUGGAGUUCCUGCGCCCGGCUGUGCGGCAGCUGGACACCCACGUCCAUGCGGUCAGGGAGAGCCAAGUGGAGCUACGAGAACAUAUCGAUAGCCUGGCCACAGAGCUCUGCCGGAUCAACGAGGACCAAAAGGUAGCCCUCGACCUGGACCCUUAUGUCAAGAAACUGCUCAAUGCCCGCCGUAGAGUCGUCCUGGUUAAUAAUAUCCUGCAGAAUGCACAGGAACGUCUAAGGCGACUCAACCACAGCGUGGCCAAGGAGACAGCCCGUAGGAAGGCCAUGCUUGAGGCAAGUGGAAGCUACCCACAGGGUUCCCCCAGCAAGUGAGGAACAAACGAGGCCGCCACUCCGAACAAGGGGAAGAGAUGCCGCCUGCUGUUUCGGGGUAUGUGGCUUUCUUGCUCGUGGAUGCUACCUGGUUGGGGAGCCAACAGGAGCGGAUGACACUGGAGCCAGGGGAUGAACUGGAGACAGCACCAAGCCAGGAGUCCGCGUACAGCAAUGAACAGAUUCACCCAGAGCCCCUUUCCUCUCGCAUGGGGAAGGCGGCUUUAGUUAAUGUUUCCUGAACGCUUUUUGCAAGCCACGCGGCAAUGCAGAGUUGGUGCAAUUAUGGCACGAGAAAGUAUUAAGAAUGUUUGAUGCUGGUGCAAUAAAUGAUUACUGCUA
Messenger RNA from Eublepharis macularius, 883 nucleotides. RefSeq names its product SNAP associated protein (gene SNAPIN). Bases 128 to 541 code for a protein of 137 amino acids. Gene Ontology annotation, cellular component: BORC complex; BLOC-1 complex; synaptic vesicle. Gene Ontology annotation, biological process: lysosome localization; lysosome organization; endosome to lysosome transport. Gene Ontology annotation, molecular function: SNARE binding. The record is from RefSeq and is a predicted model, not a curated record. The transcript has 4 exons. NCBI's taxonomy places the organism in Eukaryota, Metazoa, Chordata, Lepidosauria, Squamata, Eublepharidae.